Molecule: messenger RNA, 1329 nt
Organism: Nomia melanderi (Alkali bee)
Lineage: Eukaryota; Metazoa; Arthropoda; Insecta; Hymenoptera; Halictidae
Gene: aos
Product: protein argos
Source: RefSeq, a predicted model, not a curated record
ACGCGACGAAACGCGACAAAACGCAACAAGAUAAAAGGCGCAGUGAUGUAUACUCUCUAACGCCUCUGCUUUGCAAUUCUUCGUUCCCUUCUUUCAUUCUUUCUAUCUUCAAGUUUUCGUUCUUGUCGUUUUUGUCGACUUCUUUUACGCAUACUUUCCGUUUUCACUUGUCACAGCAAUUUUCUUGACUUUCUUACUCGAAGCAAGAGGAGCAUUUCAUGCGAUACGAUAUUUCACUGCACCAGUUGUUCGACUACCGUGCUUAGACCACUUGACCGGCGGGAUCGUAAGCGAUCGUUCAAAGUUACAGAGUUCCGUACGUGUAUACGAUUCAAAGUACGCAUAAGAAAGUAUAGUAUAACGUAGAUCGUACUGUGAUGAUUUCGCAUAUGCGUUGGUUGCUGGUGAGCAUGGGUUGGAUAGUGUGCGGCAACCAUGCUCUGCUACAGACCUUGUUGUCGGUUUUAUUAGUCUUUUUCAUUCAAAUGACUAACGGAUCUCAGCGCGCUGUUGUUCGCUCUACGGUGGACCGAGUCUCGUAAACCGCGAAUGUUGCUUCCUUAUUUGCCCGUGUCGUCCUCUUGUUCUUCAGCGGAACAAUGGCUGGUGUGUGUUCGGUGCAUCGGGGUUCGAAUGAAAAGAGUAUUUGGGAUUUUCAGGAGAGCGAGAACGAGUUGCCCGAGUGUUCGGAUCGAAGCGAAGUUUGCAGCAAGGUGGAUUUGUAUGGAUCACCGUGGGUCGAGAGACAGUGUCGUUGCCCGGAUGGCCGUACCUGUCCUACCAGCUUACACGGAGACGAUGGACACACGAUAGUCGAUAAAACACGGCAAUAUAAGCUUUGCGAGCCAGUCAAGCGUCUUCCCAUCUGUCGUUAUUUCAAGUCUGCUGUUUCCAGGGACGUCACUUGGACUCUAGCUCCCGGAGGGGGAUCGGCGAACGCGACCGUUCAACGAGUUUACUGUCGCUGCCGGCCAAGCAGCGUGCCCUAUCUAGUUCGAAGACAAGCGCAUACAUCUCCCGAGGGAAAUCCAAGAUUUAUUUAUGCUUUCGCGUGUUCUCCGCAAAGCAGACUGCGUUGUCAACGCAAGGAGCCUUGCCGGCUGUUCACGGUACGAAAGAGACGGACGUCGCAACUAGAAGAGGUGAACGCUUCGCCCCUUUGCCAAUGUCCAAAGAGCCAUCGAUGUCCGAGGCGUCAUACGGAUCCGGGUUCGCUUCCGGCAAGAUCGUAUUCCGGGAUCCUAGAGAUUAAGACCUAUAGCGGAUACUGCGUGCCUUCGCAAUCCCAUCGCUCCGACCGCAUCGAAGCGACUUACACCGUAUAAACUG